CCUGCGUCUCCACAGCCUGCUUGCCCGUCCGCCUGUCCUGCCCACCCGCUGGCCUGUGCUCCCUGUGCCUCCUUUUUGUCCUCCUUGGGCCCCACCCAUUGCCCUCACCUCCCGGCAGCCAUGGUGGCCGGCAUGCUCAUGCCACUGGACCAGCUGCGGGCUAUUUAUGAGGUGCUUUUCCGAGAGGGUGUGAUGGUGGCCAAGAAGGACCGGCGACCCCGCAGCCUGCACCCUCAUGUGCCUGGCGUCACCAACCUGCAGGUCAUGCGUGCCAUGGCUUCCUUGCGGGCCCGGGGCCUGGUCCGGGAGACCUUUGCCUGGCGCCACUUUUACUGGUACCUCACUAAUGAGGGCAUCUCCCAUCUGCGGCAGUACCUGCAUCUGCCACCUGAGAUCGUGCCCGCCUCCCUGCAGCGUGUGCGCCGGCCUGUUGCCAUGGUGAUGCCAGCACGCCGUGCCCCCCAUGUGCAAACUGUGCAGGGGCCUAUGGGCUGCCCGCCCAAGAGGGGGCCGCUGCCAGCAGAGGAUCCUGCUCGGCAGGAGCAUCGGGCUUACCGCCGGAAGGAGCCUGAGGAACGGGCACCUGACCCCCCUGUGGUGCCCACCACCACCCCAGGGACCCUGGCGAGGCCCAGCCUGGAGCCCACUUCUGCUAUCACAGAUGAGCGAGACCGUGUGCAGAAGAAAACCUUCACCAAGUGGGUCAACAAGCACCUCAUCAAGGCUCAGAGGCACAUCAGCGACCUGUAUGAAGACCUCCGAGAUGGCCACAACCUCAUCUCCUUGCUGGAGGUGCUCUCUGGGGACAGCCUGCCAAGAGAGCGGGACGUAAUCAGGAGCUCGAGGCUGCCCCGAGAAAAGGGGAGGAUGCGCUUCCACAAGCUGCAGAAUGUUCAGAUCGCCCUGGACUAUCUCCGACACCGUCAGGUGAAGUUGGUGAACAUCAGGAAUGAUGACAUUGCUGACGGCAACCCCAAGCUGACCCUUGGCCUGAUCUGGACCAUCAUCCUGCACUUCCAGAUCUCGGACAUCCAGGUGAGCGGGCAGUCAGAGGACAUGACAGCCAAGGAGAAGCUGCUGCUGUGGUCACAGCGCAUGGUAGAGGGCUACCAGGGCCUGCGCUGUGACAACUUCACCACCAGCUGGCGGGAUGGCCGACUUUUCAAUGCCAUCAUCCACCACCACAAGCCGAUGCUAAUUGACAUGAACAAGGUGUACCGGCAGACCAACCUGGAAAACUUGGACCAGGCCUUCUCCGUGGCCGAGCGUGACCUGGGAGUAACACGGCUUCUGGACCCUGAGGAUGUGGAUGUCCCUCAGCCUGACGAGAAGUCCAUCAUCACAUAUGUCUCAUCCUUGUACGACGCCAUGCCCCGGGUGCCUGAUACACAGGGCGGGGUGAAGGCCAAUGAACUGCAACUGCGCUGGCAGGAGUACCGGGAGCUGGUGGUGUUGCUGCUGCAGUGGAUCCGUCAUCACACAGCUGCCUUUGAGGAACGCAAGUGUCCCUCCAGUUACGAGGAGAUUGAGAUUCUGUGGUGCCAGUUCUUGAAGUUUAAGGAGACAGAGCUUCCAGCCAAAGAGGCAGAUAAGAACAGGUCCAAGGGAAUCUACCAGUCCCUAGAGGGGGCUGUGCAAGCUGGUCAGCUCAAGGUGCCCCCUGGCUACCACCCACUGGAUGUGGAGAAGGAGUGGGGCAAGCUGCACGUGGCCAUCCUGGAGCGGGAAAAGCAGCUGCGCAGCGAGUUUGAGAGGCUGGAGUGUCUGCAGCGCAUCGUGAGUAAGCUCCAGAUGGAGGCCGGGAUGUGCGAGGAACAGCUGAACCAGGCCGACGCCCUGCUGCAGUCGGAUGUGCGCCUCCUAGUGGCGGGGAAGGCCCCCCAGCGGGCAGGUGAGGUGGAGAGGGACCUGGACAAGGCGGAUGGCAUGAUCCGGAUACUUUUCAACGAUGUGCAGACCCUGAAAGAUGGGCGACACCCACAGGGCGAGCAGAUGUACCGCAGGGUAUACCGCCUACAUGAACGCCUGGUGGCCAUCCGGACUGAGUACAACCUCCGGCUCAAGGCGGGAGUGGCUGCCCCCAUGACCCAGGUGACCCAGGUGACCCAGAUGACCCAGGCCACCUUGCAGCGGCGCCCUGAGCUGGAGGACUCCACAUUGCGCUACCUGCAGGACCUGCUGGCCUGGGUGGAGGAGAACCAGCAACGAGUGGAUGGUGCCGAGUGGGGUGGGGACCUGCCCAGUGUGGAGGCGCAGCUGGGCAGCCACCGUGGCCUGCACCAGUCCAUCGAGGAGUUCCGUGCCAAGGUUGAGCGGGCACGAGCUGAUGAGGGCCAGAUCUCCCACACUGCCCGGGGUACCUAUCGGGACUCUGUGGGCCGGCUGGAGUUGCAAUAUGCCAAGCUCUUGAACUCCUCCAAGGCCCGCCUUCGAGCUCUGGAGAGCCUGCAUAGCUUUGUGGCAGCUGCCACCAAGGAGCUGAUGUGGCUGAAUGAGAAGGAGGAGGAGGAGGUGGGCUUUGACUGGAGCGAGCGCAAUGCCAACAUGGCGGCCAAGAAGGAGAGCUACUCAGCCCUGAUGCGAGAGCUGGAGCUGAAGGAGAAGAAAAUCAAGGAGAUUCAGAACACUGGGGACCGGCUGAUGCGGGAGGACCACCCUGCUCGGCCCACAGUGGAGUCUUUUCAGGCAGCCCUGCAGACACAGUGGAGCUGGAUGCUGCAGCUUUGCUGUUGUAUUGAGGCACACCUGAAAGAGAACACCGCCUACUUCCAGUUCUUCUCAGAUGUGCGGGAGGCGGAGGAGCAGCUGCAGAAGCUGCAGGAGACGCUGCGCAGGAAAUAUACCUGUGACCGGGCCAUCACUGUUACCCGCCUGGAGGACCUGCUGCAGGACGCGCAGGACGAGAAGGAGCAGCUGAUGGAAUACCGGGGACACCUCUCUGGGCUGAGCAAGCGGGCCAAGGCCAUUGUGCAGCUGAAACCCCGGAAUCCUGCCCAGCCCAUGCGGGGCCGAGUGCCUUUGCAGGCUGUGUGUGACUACAAACAGGUGGAGGUGACCGUGCACAAGGGCGAUGAGUGCCAGCUGCUGGGCCCUGCACAGCCAUCCCACUGGAAGGUGCUGAGCAGCUCUGGCAGUGAGGCUGCUGUGCCUUCCGUGUGCUUCCUUGUGCCCCCACCCAACCAGGAGGCACUGGAGGCUGUCAACAGGCUGGAGGCCCAGCACCAGGCCCUGGUGGCGCUGUGGCAUCAGCUUCAUGUGGACAUGAAGAGCCUCCUGGCGUGGCAGAAUCUCAGCCGUGACGUACAGCUCAUCCGCUCCUGGUCGCUGGUCACGUUCCGCACACUGAAGCCUGAGGAACAGCGUCAAGCCCUGCGUAGCCUGGAGCUACACUAUCAGGCCUUCCUGCGUGACAGCCAGGAUGCUGGAGGUUUUGGACCCGAGGACCGGCUACAUGCCGAGCGCGAGUACGGCUCCUGUAGCCGCCACUACCAGCAGCUGCUGCAGAGUUUGGAGCAGGGUGAGCAGGAGGAGUCCCACUGCCAGCGCUGCAUCUCAGAGCUCAAGGACAUCCGACUGCAGCUGGAAGCCUGUGAGACACGUACUGUGCACCGCCUGCGGCUGCCACUAGACAAGGAGCCGGCCCAAGAGUGUGCCCAGCGCAUCGCUGAGCAGCAGGCAGCACAGGCAGAGGUGGAGGGGCUAGGCAAGGGGGUGGCCCGGCUCUCGACUGAAGCUGAGAAGAUCCUGGCUCUGCCUGAGCCAUCCCCUGCAGCCCCCACGCUGCGCUCGGAGCUUGAGCUGACCCUGGGCAAGCUGGAGCAGGUCCGCAGCCUGUCAGCCAUCUAUCUGGAGAAGCUCAAGACCAUCAGCUUGGUGAUCCGCAGCACACAGGGGGCAGAGGAGAUACUCAAGGCCCAUGAGGAGCAGCUGAAGGAGGCGCAGACCGUGCCCUCUACCCUCCCAGAGCUGGAGGCCACCAAGGCCAUGCUCAAGAAGUUGCGGACCCAGGCAGAGGCCAAGCAGCCAGUGUUCGAUGCUCUGAGGGAUGAGCUUCGGGGUGCCCAGGAGGUGGGCGAGCAGUUGCAGCAGCGGCAUGGCGAGCGUGAUGUGGAGGUGGAGCGCUGGCGCGAGCGGGUGACCCAACUACUAGAGCGCUGGCAGGCCGUGCUGGCCCAGGCUGACCUGCGGCAGCGUGAGCUGGAUCAGCUGGGCCGGCAGCUGCGCUACUACCGGGAGAGCGCCGAUCCACUGGGUGCCUGGCUGCAGGAUGCCAAGCGCCGGCAGGAGCAGAUCCAGGCCAUGUCACUGGUUGACAGCAAUGCCGUGAGGGAGCAGCUGCGACAAGAGAAGGCGCUGCUGGAGGAGAUAGAGCGUCAUGGGGAGAAAGUAGAGGAGUGUCAGAGGUUUGCCAAGCAGUACAUCAAUGCCAUCAAGGACUAUGAGCUCCAGCUAGUCACCUACAAGGCUCAGCUGGAGCCCGUGGCCUCUCCAGCCAAGAAGCCUAAGGUGCAAUCAGGCUCAGAGAGUGUCAUCCAGGAGUAUGUGGACCUGCGCAUGCGCUAUAGUGAGCUGACCACGCUCACAGGCCAGUACAUCAAGUUCAUCAGUGAGACCCUGAGGCGCAUGGAGGAGGAGGAGAGACUGGCCGAGCAGCAGCGGGCAGAGGAGCGGGAGCGGCUGGCUGAGGUGGAAGCUGCCCUGGAGAAGCAGCGUCAGCUGGCCGAGGCGCACGCCCAGGCCAAGGCACAGGCAGAGCGUGAGGCACAGGAGCUGCAGCAGCGCAUGCAGGAGGAGGUGACGCGGCGCGAGGAGGCAGCUGUGGAUGCGCAGCAGCAGAAGCUCAGUGUCCAGCAGGAGCUCCAGCACCUGCGGCAGAGCUCAGAGGCUGAGAUCCAGGCCAAAGCCCGACAGGCAGAGGCAGCUGAACGCAGCCGCCUCCGCAUCGAGGAGGAGAUCCGCGUGGUGCGCCUGCAGCUGGAGGCCACUGAGCGCCAGCGCGGCGGGGCUGAGGGAGAGCUGCAGGCACUGCGGGCACGGGCCGAGGAGGCUGAGGCUCAGAAGCGGCAGGCACAGGAGGAGGCGGAGCGCUUGCGUAGGCAGGUGCAGGAUGAGAGUCAGCGCAAGAGGCAGGCAGAGGCUGAGCUGGCCCUGCGAGUGAAGGCAGAGGCCGAGGCCGCACGGGAGAAACAGCGGGCCCUGCAGGCUCUGGAGGAGGUGCGGCUGCAGGCAGAGGAGGCCGAGCGCCGCAUGCGGCAGGCCGAGGCCGAGCGUACACGCCAGGUGCAGGUGGCUUUGGAGACAGCCCAGCGCAGCGCCGAGGUGGAGCUGCAGGCCAAGCGCGCCUCCUUCGUGGAGAAGACAGCGCAGCUGGAGCGCACCCUGCAGGAGGAGCAUGUGACAGUGGUGCAGCUGCGAGAGGAGGCCGAGCGGCGUGCACAGCAGCAGGCCGAGGCCGACCGUGCCCGGGAGGAGGCCGAGCGGGAGCUAGAGCGCUGGCAGCUCAAGGCCAAUGAGGCGCUGAGGCUGCGGCUGCAGGCAGAGGAGGUGGCGCAGCAAAAGAGCCUGGCCCAGGCUGAGGCGGAGAAGCAGAAGGAGGAGGCAGAGCGUGAGGCCCGGCGGCGCGGCAAAGCAGAAGAGCAGGCGGUGCGGCAGCGGGAGCUAGCUGAGCAGGAGCUGGAGAAGCAGCGGCAGUUGGCUGAGGGCACCGCGCAGCAGCGCCUGGUGGCUGAACAGGAGCUGAUCCGCUUAAGGGCUGAGACAGAGCAGGGAGAGCAGCAGAGGCAGCUGCUGGAGGAGGAACUGGCCAGGCUGCAGCAGGAGGCGGCUGCAGCCAAGCAGAAGCGGCAGGAGCUGGAGGCAGAGCUGGCCAAGGUACGUGCGGAGAUGGAGGUGCUGUUGAGCAGCAAAGCUCGGGCAGAGGCGGAGUCUCGCUCCACCAGUGAGAAGUCCAAGCAGCGGUUGGAGGCUGAAGCUGGCAAGUUCCGAGAGCUUGCAGAGGAGGCAGCUCGCCUUCGUGCCCUGGCAGAGGAGGCCAAGCGGCAGCGGCAGCUGGCUGAGGAGGAUGCCUCCAAGCAGCGGGCAGAGGCGGAGCGUGUGCUGGCUGAGAAGCUGGCAGCCAUCAGCGAGGCCACCCGGCUCAAGACAGAGGCAGAGAUUGCACUCAAGGAGAAGGAGGCAGAGAAUGAGAGGCUACGCCGACUGGCAGAAGAUGAGGCCUUCCAGCGGAGGCGGCUAGAGGAGCAGGCCGCUCAACACAAGGCUGACAUUGAGGAGCGGCUGGCCCUGCUGCGCAAGGCCUCGGACACUGAGCUGGAGAGGCAGAAGGGGUUGGUGGAGGACACGCUACGGCAGAGGCGGCAGGUGGAGGAAGAGAUCCUGGCUCUCAAGGCCAGUUUUGAGAAGGCGGCUGCCGGCAAGGCUGAGCUGGAGCUGGAGCUGAGCCGCAUCCGCAGCAGCGCCGAGGACACAAUGCGCAGCAAAGAACAAGCCGAGCAGGAGGCUCUGAGGCAGCGGCAGCUUGCGGCCGAGGAGGAACAGCGGCGCCGAGAAGCUGAGGAGCGUGUGCAGAAGAGCCUGGUGGCUGAGGAAGAGGCAGCGAGGCAGCGCAAGGCCGCCCUGGAGGAGGUGGAGCGGCUCAAGGCCAAGGUGGAGGAGGCGAGGCGGCUGCGUGAGCGGGCGGAACAAGAGUCCUCAAGGCAGCUGCAGCUGGCACAGGAGGCAGCACAGAAGCGGCUGCAGGCCGAGGAGAAGGCCCAUGCCUUUGCUGUGCAGCAGAAAGAGCAGGAGCUGCAGCAAACACUGCAGCAGGAGCAGAACAUGCUGGAGCGCCUGCGCAGUGAGGCCGAGGCAGCACGCAAGGCUGCGGAGGAGGCUGAGGAGGCCCGGGAACAGGCUGAGCAGGAAGCUGCACAGUCACGGCGGCAGGUGGAGGAGGCCGAGAGGCUGAAGAAAUCAGCGGAGGAACAGGCGCAGGCCCGAGCACAGGCACAGGCGGCUGCUGAGAAGUUGCGAAAGGAAGCAGAGCAGGAGGCAGUGCGGCGGGCCCAGGCUGAGCAGGCCGCCCUGCGUCAGAAACAGGCUGCUGACGCAGAGAUGGAGAAGCACAAGAAGUUCGCAGAGCAGACUCUGCGGCAGAAGGCACAGGUGGAGCAGGAGCUGACCACACUGCGGCUACAGCUGGAGGAGACCGACCACCAGAAGAGCAUCCUGGAUGAAGAGCUGCAGCGACUGAAGGCAGAAGUGACUGAGGCGGCCCGCCAGCGCAGCCAGGUGGAGGAGGAGCUGUUCUCAGUGCGUGUGCAGAUGGAGGAGCUGGGCAAGCUCAAGGCACGCAUUGAGGCGGAGAACCGGGAGCUCAUCCUGCGUGACAAAGACAAUACGCAGCGCUUCCUGCAGGAGGAGGCAGAGAAGAUGAAACACGUGGCGGAGGAGGCAGCCCGGCUGAGUGUGGCAGCCCAGGAGGCAGCCCGGCUGCGUCAGCUGGCCGAAGAGGACCUGGCACAGCAGCGUGCCCUGGCUGAGAAGAUGCUCAAGGAGAAGAUGCAGGCCGUGCAGGAGGCCACACGGCUUAAGGCUGAGGCAGAGCUGCUGCAGCAGCAGAAGGAGCUGGCACAAGAGCAGGCCCGACGGCUCCAGGAGGACAAGGAGCAGAUGGCACAGCAGCUGGAGCAAGAGACACAGGGCUUCCAGCGGACACUGGAGGCUGAGCGGCAGCGGCAACUAGAGAUGAGCGCUGAAGCCGAGCGCCUUAAACUGCGAGUGGCCGAGAUGAGCCGGGCCCAGGCCCGUGCGGAGGAGGAUGCCCAGCGCUUCCGGAAGCAGGCAGAGGAGAUCGGUGAGAAGUUGCACCGUACAGAGCUGGCCACGCAAGAGAAGGUGACGCUUGUGCAGACACUGGAGAUGCAGCGCCAACAAAGCGACCAUGAUGCAGACCGUCUGCGUGAAGCCAUUGCAGAGCUGGAGCGGGAGAAGGCCAAGCUACAGCAGGAGACUAAGCUAUGGCAGCUCAAGUCAGAGGAGACCCAGGCAGAGAAGCAGGAGCAGCUGCUGCAGGAGACUCAGGCCCUGCAGCAGAGCUUCCUGUCCGAGAAGGACAGCCUGUUGCAACGGGAGCGCUUCAUUGAGGAGGAGAAGGCCAAGCUGGAGCGGCUAUUUCAUGAAGAGGUGACAAAGGCUAAGCAGUUGCGUGAGGAGCAGCAACGGCAGCAGCAGCAGAUGGAACAGGAGAAGCAGCAGCUGGUGGCCAGUAUGGAGGAGGCUCGGCGACGGCAGCGGGAGGCGGAGGAGGGCGUGCGGCACAAGCAGGAGCAGCUCCAGCAGUUGGAGCAGCAGCGCCAACAGCAGGAGCAGCUGCUGGCAGAGGAGAAUAAGCGGCUGCGGGAGAGGCUGCAGCAGCUGGAGGAGGAGCACCGGGCUGCCCUGGCACACUCAGAAGAGGUUGCAGCCAUGCAGGCGGCAGCCACCAAAGCCCUGCCCAAUGGCCAGGAUGCCCCUGAUGGCCCCACCAUGGAGGCUGAACCUGAGCAUGCCUUUGAGGGCCUGCGGCGCAAGGUGCCUGCCCAACAGCUGCAGGAGGCAGGUGUUCUGAGCACUGAGGAGCUGCAGCGACUGAGGCAGGGCCGCACCACAGUGGCUGAGCUGGCGAGGCGGGAGGAUGUGCGUCGCUACCUGCAGGGCCACAGCAGCAUUGCUGGGCUGCUCCUGAAGCCCAGCAAUGAGAAGCUGAGCAUCUACACUGCCCUGCAGAGACAGCUUUUGAGCCCCGGCACUGCCAUCAUCCUGCUGGAGGCCCAGGCAGCCUCAGGCUUCCUCCUGGACCCCGUGCGGAACCGGAGGCUGACGGUCAAUGAGGCCGUGAAGGAGGGUCUGGUGGGCCCUGAACUGCACCAGAAGCUGCUGUCAGCCGAGCGUGCCGUCACUGGCUACAAGGACCCCUACUCUGGGGAGCAGAUCUCCCUCUUCCAGGCUAUGAAGAAGGACCUGAUUGUACAUGACCAUGGCAUCCGCCUGCUGGAGGCCCAGAUUGCCACAGGGGGCGUCAUCGACCCCGUGCACAGCCACCGAGUGCCCGUGGAUGUGGCAUACAAGCAUGGCUACUUCGAUGAGGACAUGAACCGCGUGCUGGCCGACCCCAGCGAUGACACCAAGGGCUUCUUUGACCCCAACACACAUGAGAACCUCACCUACAUGCAGCUGCUAGAACGCUGUGUGGAAGACCCCGAGACGGGGCUUCGCCUCCUGCCACUCACAGACCAGGCUGCCCGGGGGCGUGAGCUGGUCUACACAGACUCAGAGGCUCGUGAUGUAUUCAAGAAGGCCACUGUCUCCACACCAUUCGGCAGGUUCCAGGGUAAGACUGUGACCAUCUGGGAGCUCAUCAACUCUGAAUAUUUCACAGCAGAGCAGCGGCGGGACCUAUUGCGGCAGUUCCGCUCUGGCAAGGUGACGGUGGAGAAGAUUAUCAAGAUCAUCAUCACAGUGGUGGAGGAGCACGAGCAGAAGAGCCAGCUCUGCUUCCAAGGCCUGCGCGCCCUAGUGCCUGCCACCCAGCUGCUUGAGAGCGGGGUCAUUGACGCUGAGCUCCAUCGACAGCUGCAGCAAGGUGAGCGCUCAGUGCAGGAGGUCUCAGAAGUGGAAGCUGUGCGCCAGGCCCUACGGGGCACCAAUGUCAUUGCUGGUGUGUGGCUAGAAGAGACUGGGCAGAAGCUAAGUAUCUACGAGGCCCUGAAGAGAGAGCUAUUGCCUCAGGAGGUAGCAGUGGCCCUGCUAGAGGCCCAGGCCGGCACUGGGCACAUCAUUGACCCCCUUACCAGCACCCGGGUUACAGUGGAUGAAGCAGUGCGUGCUGGCCUGGUGGGCCCUGAGCUGCACGCCAAGUUGCUGUCAGCCGAGAAGGCUGUGACAGGCUACAAGGACCCAUACUCAGGACAGAGCGUCUCCCUCUUCCAGGCACUGAAGAAGGGCCUCAUCCCCAAGGAGCCGGGCCUGCGUCUGCUGGAUGCUCAGCUGUCCACGGGUGGCAUUGUGGACCCCAGCAGGAGCCACCGUGUGUCCGUGGAUGUGGCCUGUUCACGGGGAUACCUGGAUAAGGACACUAGCAAGUCCCUGUUGGCACCCAAGGAUGAUACCAAGACCUACCGUGACCCCAUCACACAGGAGCCAGUUACCUACAGCCAGCUCCAGCAGCGCUGUCGGCCUGACCAGCUGACUGGCUUGAGCCUGCUGCCCAUCUCAGAGAAGGCUGCUCGGGCCAGGCAGGAAGAGCUGUACUCUGAGCUCCAGGCCCGGGAAACCUUCCAAAAGGCCACAGUGGAGGUCCCCACGGGCACCUUCCAGGGCAGGACGGUGACAGUGUGGGAGCUGAUCAGCUCUGAGUACUUCACAGCAGAGCAGCGGCAGGAGCUGCUGCGUCAGUUCCGCACGGGCAAAGUGACAGUGGAAAAGAUCAUUAAGAUCCUUAUCACCAUUGUGGAGGAGGUGGAGAGUGUGCGCCGAGAGCGGCUGUCCUUCAGUGGCCUCCGAGCACCUGUGCCCGCCAGUGAGCUCCUAGAGGCCGGCAUCCUCAGCCGUGUCCAGUUUGAGCAGCUCCAGGAUGGCAAGACCACAGUUAAGGACCUCUCAGAGGUGGACUCAGUGCGGAGGCUCCUCCAGGGCAGUGGCUGUCUGGCUGGCAUCUACUUGGAGGACUCCAAGGAGAAAGUGACCAUCUAUGAGGCCAUGCGGCGUGGCCUGCUCAGACCCAGCACAGCCACCCUCCUGCUGGAGGCCCAGGCAGCCACUGGCUUCCUGGUAGACCCCGUGCGCAACCAGCGCCUCUACGUCCACGAAGCCGUGAAGGCAGGUGUUGUGGGCCCUGAGAUGCAUGAGAAGCUGCUUUCGGCCGAGAAGGCUGUCACAGGCUAUAAGGACCCCUACUCGGGCAAUACCAUCUCUCUCUUCCAGGCCAUGAAGAAGGGCUUGGUACUCAGGGACCACGGCAUCCGUCUGCUGGAGGCCCAAAUUGCCACAGGGGGCAUCAUCGACCCCGUGCACAGCCACCGUGUACCUGUAGACGUGGCCUACAAGCGCGGCUACUUUGACGAGGACAUGAACCGCAUGCUGGCCGACCCCAGUGAUGACACCAAGGGCUUCUUCGACCCCAACACGCACGAGAACCUCACCUACAUGCAGCUGCUGGAGCGCUGUGUGGAGGACCCCGAGACGGGGCUGCGCCUCCUACCACUGCGGGGGGCAGAGCAGGCCGAGGUGGUAGAGACCACCCAGGUGUACACAGAGGAGGAGACACGGCGGGCCUUUGAGGAGACACAGAUUGACAUCCCUGGUGGCGGUGAUGGGGGCCAGGGUACCUCCACUAUGUCCCUCUGGGAGGUGAUGCAGUCGGACAUGAUCCCCAAGGAACAGCGGGCACGGCUGAUGGCCGACUUCCAGGCAGGCCGAGUGACCAAGGAGCGCAUGAUCAUCAUCAUCAUCGAGAUUAUCGAGAAGACUGAGAUCAUCCGCCAGCAGAACCUGAGCUCCUACGACUAUGUGCGUCGUCGUCUGACAGCUGAGGACUUGUAUGAGGCCCGGAUCAUCUCCCGGGAGACCUAUGAGCUGCUCCGUGGGGGCACCAAGAGCCUCCGUGAGGUGCUGGAGGCCGAGUCUGCCUGGCGCUACCUCUAUGGCACGGGCUGCGUGGCCGGUGUAUACCUGCCUGGCUCCAAGCAGACUCUGACCAUCUACCAGGCCCUGAAGAAGGGGUUGCUGAGUGCUGAGGUGGCCCGUGUGCUGCUGGAGGCACAGGCGGCCACGGGCUUCCUGCUGGACCCAGUCAAGGGUGAGCGGCUUACAGUGGACGAGGCCGUACGCAAAGGCCUGGUGGGUCCGGAGCUGCACGACAGGCUGCUGUCAGCUGAGAGGGCUGUGACUGGUUACCGAGACCCCUACACAGAGCAAACCAUCUCCCUCUUCCAGGCCAUGAAGAAGGAGCUGAUUCCAUCUGAGGAGGCCUUGCGUCUCCUGGAUGCCCAGCUGGCCACAGGUGGCAUUGUGGACCCUCGCCUGGGCUUCCACCUCCCACUGGAGGUGGCCUAUCAGCGGGGCUAUCUCAACAAGGACACAUAUGACCAGCUGUCAGAGCCCAGCGAGGUGCGCAGCUACUUGGACCCUUCAACUGAUGAGCGCCUGAGCUACACACAGCUGCUUAAGCGGUGCCGGCGCGAUGAGAAGAGCGGCCAGCUGCUCCUGCCGCUCGCUGACAGCCGCCGGCUCACCUUCCGCGGGCUGCGUAAGCAGAUCACGGUGGAGGAGCUGGUGCGUUCACAGGUACUGGAUGAGGCCACGGCCCUGCAGCUGAAGGAAGGCCUGACCUCAGUGGAGGAGGUGACCAAGAACCUGCAGAAGUUCCUUGAGGGCACCAGCUGUAUCGCUGGCGUCUUUGUGGAUGCCACCAAGGAGCGGCUAUCGGUGUACCAGGCCAUGAAGAAGGGCAUCAUCCGGCCCGGCACAGCCUUCGAGCUCCUGGAGGCACAGGCAGCCACAGGCUAUGUCAUUGACCCCAUCAAGGGCCUCAAGCUGACCGUGGAGGAGGCUGUGCGCAUGGGCAUCGUGGGCCCUGAGUUUAAGGACAAGCUGCUGUCGGCUGAGCGUGCCGUCACCGGCUACCGGGAUCCCUACUCUGGGAAGCUCAUCUCCCUCUUCCAGGCCAUGAAGAAGGGCCUGAUCCUAAAGGACCACGGCAUCCGCCUACUGGAGGCCCAGAUUGCCACGGGUGGUGUCAUUGACCCUGAGGAGAGCCACCGGCUCCCAGUAGACGUGGCCUACAAGCGUGGCCUCUUUGAUGAAGAGAUGAAUGAGAUCCUGACUGACCCUAGUGAUGACACCAAGGGCUUCUUUGACCCCAACACAGAGGAGAACCUGACAUACCUGCAGCUGAUGGAGCGUUGCAUCACCGACCCGCAGACAGGCCUGUGCCUCCUGCCACUGAAGGAGAAGAAGCGUGAGCGUAAGACGUCCUCCAAGUCUUCUGUGCGUAAGCGGCGUGUGGUGAUCGUGGACCCUGAGACAGGCAAGGAGAUGUCGGUGUAUGAGGCCUACCGCAAGGGCCUUAUCGACCACCAGACCUACCUGGAGCUGUCAGAGCAGGAGUGUGAGUGGGAGGAGAUCACCAUCUCCUCCUCGGACGGUGUGGUCAAAUCCAUGAUCAUUGACCGCCGCUCAGGCCGCCAGUAUGAUAUUGACGAGGCCAUCACCAAGAACCUCAUCGACCGCUCGGCACUGGACCAGUACCGUGCCGGCACGCUGUCCAUCACUGAGUUUGCUGACAUGCUGUCGGGCAAUGCCAGCGGCUUCCGCUCGCGCUCCUCCUCUGUGGGUUCCUCGUCUUCCUACCCUAUCAGCCCAGCUGUCUCCAGGACCCAGCUGAGCUCCUGGUCUGAUCCCACUGAGGAGACAGGCCCUGUGGCUGGCAUCCUGGACACAGAGACACUGGAGAAGGUAUCCAUCACGGAGGCCAUGCACCGCAACUUGGUGGACAACAUCACAGGGCAGCGGCUACUGGAGGCACAGGCCUGCACAGGCGGCAUCAUCGACCCCAGCACUGGGGAACGCUUCCCUGUGACGGACGCUGUCAACAAGGGACUGGUAGACCGCAUCAUGGUAGAUCGCAUUAACCUAGCCCAGAAGGCCUUCUGUGGCUUUGAAGACCCCCGCACCAAGACCCGCAUGUCAGCCGCCCAGGCCCUCAAGAAGGGCUGGCUCUACUAUGAGGCCGGCCAACGCUUUUUGGAGGUGCAGUACCUGACAGGUGGCCUGAUCGAGCCUGAUACUCCAGGCCGAGUGUCCCUGGAUGAGGCCCUACAGCGUGGCACUGUGGAUGCCCGAACGGCUCAGAAGCUCCGGGAUGUCAGUGCCUACUCCAAGUACCUGACCUGCCCUAAGACCAAGCUCAAGAUCUCCUACAAGGAUGCACUGGACCGCAGCAUGGUGGAGGAGGGCACAGGGCUGCGGCUGCUGGAAGCAGCUGCCCAGUCCAGCAAGGGCUACUACAGUCCGUACAGCGUCAGUGGCUCCGGUUCCACUGCUGGCUCACGUACAGGCUCACGCACGGGCUCACGGGCUGGCUCCCGCCGCGGCAGCUUUGAUGCCACUGGCUCUGGCUUCUCUAUGACCUUCUCUUCCUCCUCUUACUCCUCCUCUGGCUAUGGUCGCCGCUAUGCCUCAGGGUCCUCAUCCUCCUCCCUGGGGGGCCCUGAGUCUACAGUGGCCUGAGCCCCUGCCUGCAACCUGCCCUCCUUGCUCUGCAUGUGGCCAGGCAUUGGGGUCUUGCUCUUAACUCUGAUAAGCAUUUUCUUCCCAAGUGGUGCCUAACGUUUUACCAAAAACAGACCAGACUACUAUAUUAAUAUAUAUAUAUAUAUAUAUGUAUACAUAUAUCUCUCUGCUGUCCAGACAGCCUGUAUCGGGGUGAAGGGGGAUGGGCCCAGCCCCACCAGCCACUUCUCCCCUCAGGUCUCCCUCUUCCUCUACCUGCUACUCACCACAGUCAGGUGCCUUGGAGGGGCCAUGGUUGGCCCCCCCUGUCCCUUGUAUCUCCCUAGGGAGGGUACCUCCAGCCCCACCAGAAACCCAGCACCAGUCCCAGCUGCUCAGGGGAGCGGAGGAAAGCAGGCAGUCAGUCCCUCCCCAGCAGGGCCUGCAGACCAGUUUUUCCUUCUGUCUGUUUCCAGGCCUGGCCCUGCUAGGGGAGGGCAGGGGUGGAUCAUAGGCCCAGCAUCUCAUCCACCUGCCCCGAGAAGUCCCUGCCCCAUGGGGAGAUGAGGAUCCACUCUGCAGCCCCCAGCCUGUCCUGAUCUCACUGCCCCCUGUCCCAGCCUUGCUUCAAAGAACUUCCCUCUUCUUACUCCCAAGACCCCAGGCUCUGGCUUUAGUCUAUUAGCCUCAGUUCCCCAGUAAGUGCCUUCUGUGUUCCCCUCACGGCUGAGGGCCCCGGAUCUGGGGGGAGAUCAUUUGAAAAGGCCCACCACCAGCCCAAAUCAACAUGCACCCACUGCCCCACCAAUGGGUGCUGCCCAGGUUUCUGAGGGGCUGUUCUCCCCAGGGCUUCCAUGGCUCCUCAGCCUGUGGAACCCUUUCUGGGUGGACCCUGACAGCCACAAGCCCCUUAUCUGGCCCGGGGAUGGUGCAGGGGCAGUCUGCUCCUUCUCCCUCCUUUCCUGUGCUGGUGGCCUCCGCCCUCAGUCUGAGCUUUGCAUGUUCCACUAACCCGGCAGGUGGUGGGUGGAGGCGCUAUGUUGUCUGCUGCCUCCUGGAGGGCAGAACACUAACCCGACCACGGGUGGGCCCGUGGCGCUCACCCCAAUAAAAGCGAUUCCAACCUU
This is a messenger RNA of Erinaceus europaeus (western European hedgehog), 15356 nucleotides long. It is a transcript of the gene PLEC, whose product is annotated as plectin. Gene Ontology annotation, biological process: intermediate filament bundle assembly; wound healing; hemidesmosome assembly. Lineage: Eukaryota; Metazoa; Chordata; Mammalia; Eulipotyphla; Erinaceidae. The coding region runs from base 121 to 14247 and encodes 4708 amino acids. Gene Ontology annotation, cellular component: cytoskeleton; keratin filament; hemidesmosome. Gene Ontology annotation, molecular function: structural constituent of muscle; ankyrin binding; cadherin binding. The transcript has 32 exons. The record is from RefSeq and is a predicted model, not a curated record.